GUAACAACCUGCUAGGUGGCGCUUUUGUACGGUGAAGUAACGUUUCGAGAUUCUGGGUCGGCCAGCCAUUUUGAAUUGAACCAAAACAAACAGUGUCGUAAAGACAAUAGUGCGGGUUCAAAACUGCGACCAUGUAACGUCUUCACCGCCCGUUCAACAGUCGAUAUUUCAAGGUAAGAGCUUCUCCUCUACUACAUCUUCUAGGAGAUUGAAUCCAAGUAGAUCAGGAUGGGGAACCUCCUGGGAACGCCACUGUCCUCGGAAUCCGAACCAGAAUCCGACUUCACUGAAGAGGAGAACAGUGGGAACACCGACGAUAAAGAGAACAUCUUCAGACAGGGACAACAUCAUGAUGCUGCUUCACCGACCAAUCACGAUGCGUGUAACUACUCUGAGCUGACCAAUGGAGAGCUGGCUCUCUCCAAGAGAUCCUCUUUCCCAGAAGAUGAAGAAGAAACAGACUUUAUCCCAGAAUGCAGUAGGAGCGAAGUUGAGGAAACAAACAGAGGUGUAUUUGCGGAGAAUUUGAGUUCCCCGGUCUCAGAUGCAGAUGUGGAGAUCGAGUUUCGGGAUGAAGACAUGUUUUCAUGUGUGAAGUACGGGCGCGAGCCUGUGGUAGAGACAAGAGAACAGGACCAGGAGAGGGAUAGUGGGUGUGAUCCAGAGUGUGAGAGUCCCAACAACAACACAUCUAACAACAAUGCCGCGAUACCUGCACCCCCGAUAGAGGACAUGGUUGAGGCCGUGCUGCGAGACUUGAUUGGCGGAGCCGUCACCGAGGUACCGACCUCCCAGUCCUGCCCUGCUGACCUGAGCCAGGCAGGUCAGAGGUCACCGCAGCACCGCUCGGAAUCAUGGGAGGUGGACAUGAGCAGCUGGGUCAAGAACAAGGUCAACAGAAAGGUCAAACGAGGUUAUGUCCAGAACACCUCCGAGCCAGACAACAAACAGCAGGAAGAGAAGAAGGAUGUGAAGAAGGAAUAUUCCGCCGUCACCACAGACGUCACUCCUGAGCAGAUGGCUCUCAGGAAGGUGCUGGACCUCAGGAGAUGGUACUGCAUGAGCCGACCCCAGUACCAGAAGUCAUGUGGCAUCUCUUCACUCGUCUCCUGCUGGAACUUCCUAUUCAGCACACUGGGGGGUGGCAGCCACAGCCCCAUCACCCAGGAGGAGGCUCUGAAUGUUCUGGGCUUCAAACCUCCGUUCGGUGAGAUCAGGUUCGGACCCUUCACAGGUAACUCCACACUGAUGAGGUGGUUUACUCUCCUGAACAACCACUACGGGGUGCGCGGGAGGGCUUACUACCUCUACAAACCUCACGGGAAGGGGCGCACCAUGGGCACCACGGACGAAACGGCGCUGGCAAACGUGAAGAACGGUCUGCGCGACGACAACAUGACGUUUAUUUACCACUGCCAGAACCACUAUUUCUGUCCUAUUGGAUUUGAAGACGUGCCUCUCAAAGCAACUCAUGCCUACAGAGCUGACCUCCAGCAGGAUGAAGUUGAGACAUGGCUGCUGAUUGGUGACCCCAGUAGGAAACACCCAGGUCUACACUGUAUCAGAUGGAGUGACAUCUCCACAGACCUGAACUGUCAGAACCCCACGUACCUGGACAUCCGCCGGCUGCACCUCGGGCUGCAGACCAGGAAAACCCGCAAGACUGGCGGCAACCUGCACUGUAUCAUGGCCUUCGUCAAGAGUGACUGGCAGGGCCCCUCUAUUUGGAGAUCCGCCAGUGUUCAACAGCGGAAGGAACCAAACAGAGGCACCAGGAGGGGGUCCGCACCCUCCAGCACUGAGGAGAGCGACAGCACUGAAGAUCUGGAUGAAGAGACACAGGCCUAAACACUUCUCCCCCCCUUUCUUUGGUAAUGGUAUCUCCCUGGUAGGAGAUGCAGGUAACUUUUGAAAUUACCUGCACCAGAUCUAGAGAAAUGUUACCUGCACCAUCUAUCAGCAUAUUCGGUGCUGCACAGAUAUUUGCCGAUUUUAUAAAGAUUAAGAUCACACUGGGAGUUGAUCAUCUUUAUUAUUUGUUGCAUCAGAUAACUU
This is a messenger RNA of Branchiostoma floridae (Florida lancelet), 2055 nucleotides long. RefSeq names its product basic immunoglobulin-like variable motif-containing protein. Bases 229 to 1848 code for a protein of 539 amino acids. Lineage: Eukaryota; Metazoa; Chordata; Leptocardii; Amphioxiformes; Branchiostomatidae. The transcript is spliced from 9 exons. Gene Ontology annotation, cellular component: nucleus. Gene Ontology annotation, biological process: nucleotide-excision repair. Gene Ontology annotation, molecular function: DNA endonuclease activity; single-stranded DNA binding. The record is from RefSeq and is a predicted model, not a curated record.